This is a messenger RNA of Astrephomene gubernaculifera, 16715 nucleotides long. Lineage: Eukaryota; Viridiplantae; Chlorophyta; Chlorophyceae; Chlamydomonadales; Astrephomenaceae. The record is from the annotation of a GenBank genome assembly.
UGCGACUGGCGCUGCGAUGAGCGGCCUCAUCGAGGCUGGGUUUGGCGGCAAGAACUCGCUGGGUAGCACCUCGGGUCUCUUUGGCGUCCGCAAGACCCGGUCGGAGGGCACGUUGACCCUAGAAAUCGGCAUGAGUUCGAGUCUGGCUGAUGCCAUUGGCUUUGAGGUCACGCUGGCACGCGCCGUCACCAUCUUCACCAGCAACUUCACCCCAACGGCAUGCAGCGAUAAUUACACCCUGGUAAACGCGCAGCCGUCGGCCUCGCCGUCAGUUACGGAUGUUACAGACGGUGUCCUUGUCAUCAUCGCCCCCACUCUGCCGGUACCUGCCGUACUUCCUGGUGGCUUCUUCCAGCUUGGCCUGACUACCACAACAGACCCCUUGGUCCUGUCGUACGACACCAACGCGACCGUGAUGUAUAACGCCAUACGAAACCUAACGGGCCUGGACACUACAAUCACCUUAAACAGCAUGUGGCGUGAGGGCACCUACUUUGCCCGUGUCUGGGUAAUUACUUUUGCCGUGUCACUCCUUGACAACGUGCCAGCUCUGGUUGUCAGCCCUUAUGGCGAUACCCCGACGGGAGUCAUCCUCACCACCGAAGUUCGCCCUGCAAACCCAGCGUUGACCGGCCACUUCGCAUUGUCGUAUGGCGACAGCUGCGAAUCCGUAAACAUCAGUUUAACAGAUACUUCGGAGGCAGUGCGCUUAAAACUGGCCAACUUACCGUACAUGGCUGCCCCGCAGAGUGUGGACGUAACUGGCAGUUCGACCUAUGGCUACACGUACACCAUUACCUUUGAUCCGAUCCGCAACCCUGGUGACCAGCCACCGCUGCGCGUAGCCGACAUCAGCGGCCUGCAGGGCACCCUACCAACGGUCACCGUCUCGACCGUUAGGAACGGCUCCACUGACGCCUUCUAUGCGCCCAUCACCACCGAGUUCUUGAAGCUCGCAGUUGCGACUCCUGGGACUAUUGACUUGUCGGUCAACGGCGUGCCGGCUGCCUGCGUGCACCCUUCUGGCCUUUGCAAGUUCGACUAUGCCGCAGCAGCCACGCCGUUGAUUACGUCAGUGACGCCCACCACCAUGUCUUUUGUCAGCGACACCAGCCUGCCGCUGACAAUUACCGGCAGCGGCUUCGACGGUGGCUCAGGCGUGGAUGUCAUGGUUGGGAACACGGAAUGUGCUAUCAACACUUUAUCCGCGACCCAAAUCGUCUGCUCUCUGCCUGACAGUGUACCUGCGGGCGUCCGGCUGGUUACCGUCAAUGUUGGAGGCCUGGGCUUCGCGCAGGGCUCUAUCAAUAUAACGGUGGAGACGUUGUACGUGACGGGUUCUUCACCUGCAUCCCUGUCAGUCUCCAGCAGCGGCUUGUCCGUGGUCAAGUUCCAAGGCAAGGGGUUUGACCGCGUUAACUGCGCCAACAACAAGGUACUCAUUGGCGACGUGCAGUGCGGUGUAGCGGAUUGCGGUGCUGACUACAUAACUGUUAUCUAUCCUGGCAACGGCGGAACCAACGUGGCGGCGGCCAACGUCACCGCCCAGGUCUACGAGCGGAGCAGCCUCAUUGACCAAGACAUCCCUGACAGCGUUAAGGUUCGGGUCUCCGGGACUGCGCCCAUGAUUACCGGCAUCACCAGUUCGUCAAGCAUGCCUGCCUCGGGAGGCCUGGUCUCCGUGGACCUCGCAGGAAUUGCACAAGGCAGCAGCGUGACUUCCAUGUAUUUGCUGCCCUACGUGCCAUCGUACACCAACUACACAGCGCUGUCUGCAGCCUUUGCGGGCCGUACGACCUGCGACGACAUGGUGGUGGCAGCGGAUGGCUCCAGCGCUGCCUGCAACAGCACUGCCAUGCCUAGUGGCAGGUACCAUGUGCUGGUGGUCAUGUCGUCUGGUCUGCAGCUACUCUCCGGCGAUACCGUCGUGUACGAUCUGUUCAUGACCAGCGUCUCACCCAGCUUGGGCAGCAUCGGUGGUGGCACCCUCCUCGUCAUCACAGGUGGAGGCUUUAGCACUGUGGUAUCAGAAAACGUGGUCUUCCUAUCAGUACCCGUGUCCACCACCUUCAUCAACGGUCUUGUCGAGUGCAUCGGUGUGGCCGUUACACCAACGCAGCUUACUUGCCGUACACAGCCCCAUUUAGCCACGAACGCUGAUGCGGAUGACCCCAACGCAAAGGACGUUAUGCCAGUUGCUACAGCGCCAGCGCCUGUGGUUGUCGUACUUUGCAACGCCAACUAUAAUACCACUCUCCUGCGCCAGUAUUGCUGGUCACUGCAAUCCACGGCGCACUCACGAUGCGUUGGGGGCCCAUGCACUUACGGUUAUGACACGGCGCUCACCCCUGCCGUUGCGGGCAUUUCGCCGAGUCGUGGCUUUGGCGGAUCCACCGUUGCUGUGUCUGGCGUCAACCUCCAAGACAUCACCGUGGUCGAGUUCAUGCAGGGCGGCGUAGUGAGGGGCGUCGGGAGGGACGUAGCAGCCUUUAUCGACACAAGCGCAGGCACCUCGUACGGCGGCCACAUUACCUGCGUCGCGCCUGACCUACCGGCCGGGGUCUACACCAUUCGGUUGAAGAAGGCCAAUGGCGAGAUGUCCGUGGAUCCUCUUGGCGUAGGUGUCUUUACCUACACCGCCACCAUCGCCGCCUUGUCAGGCAAUGCUGGCUCUCUUGCGGGCGGUUUGCCGCUAGUGGUAACAGUCGGCGGCACGGGGCUUGCCACUGGCAAUGCUACAGCCAACACGGUGACAAUCUCCGGGUUACCCUGCCCUGUUUUGUCCAUGGAUAACGCUACGCAGCUUACGUGCCUUGCACCCGGUAUCAACGGCUACGUUUAUGCGGAGUACUGGAAUUUGGCUGUAAACACCUUCUCCAUGCCCAACGUCCUCUCCUUCUCGAAACCAGAUCUGGCCCGCCUUGAAAAGGGCAUAGCCUUUGAGUGGACUAAUGGCUCGCCUUUGCUAGGAACCAUACAGGCGGACUACUUUGCUGCGCGCUAUACCUUCUACCUGCAGAUCGACCAACCCGAAAACGUCACAUUCCUGGUCUCUGCUGACGACGCUGCACGCUUAUACAUCGAUGACGUCCUUCUGGGAUCCCAAGGCGCGUACCUCAACACCCUCCUCACGGUUGGUGUCCACAAGGUUGUGGUCACCUACACCGAGUACGCCGGUUAUGCCAGCGUGAAGCUCUCGUCAGCCGUCGUCACGGGUAGCGGUGCCCUCACGUUCUCUGCCUUAGAGUGGCAGAAGGUCACACCUUUCCCUCCGGGAGUGGCACUCCCAGUGGUACUCACGGUUAACGGAGUGGCCGCGGAUCCGGACUGCCCCAUCACCCCUCUCACGCUACGGCUCCCCAACCAGCCGCAGUUGCCCGCUGAGCCAGCCCAAGUGACGCUGCCACAGGGCGCGUGCGCUUAUGUCUACACCUCGUACCGCACGCCCACGCUUACUGCGGUCAGGCCGACUCCCGUAAGCGGCUUGACUCAGCCAUCUUUCAUCGGGCUGAACACCGCAAUCAGCAUCUAUGGAAACUUCCUCGUGGAUCCUAGUUCUGGUGCGGGCCAGAUCAGCGUCACCAUUGCCAACCAGUCGUGCGCGAUUACUGACUUCGCCAUGUUCAAUGCUACUACCAACACGACGCGAAUCACCUGUACGGCACCUGCCGUACCUGCGGGAACGUGGCCGGUACGUAUUGCCGUGGCUGACCUAGGGCUAACGCGCCCAACCGCAUCAGCGACGACCGACAUGCCCGUCAUCACCUACUCCCUGAAGGUUGUGACCUACAACAGCCCGUCCCUUUCGUCUCCAAUUACGAACUGCCAGUUCUCCAUGUUUGGCGGCGGCACGCUGAACAUCAGCGGCUACGGCUUCGUGCGGGGCUUGGUGGACUCCGCCCUUCAGCGCAACAUGACUGCCUUGUGGGACAGCACCACGUGCACCUCCACCAGCACCAGCACGCCCACGUGUGAAGCAGCCACUAGCGGGCGCCUCAACCUUACUGCGGCAGCGUGCGAUGGGCCCACAGCGGUGUUCCGGCUUUCACGCUUCACAACUACCAAUCCACAAAGCUUUGCGGGUAACAACAGUGCAAAGGCUACCUUGCGCUACAAGCCGCGUGUCUACAGCACCGGUGUUACCCCGGCUACGUACGUGGAGACCCAGAGCGCUGAGCAGCUUCAGUUUUGCGGAGGCCGAACGCCAGCCCUUUCCAACAUCUCACCUGCCACUGUGGCUCCUGACGUGGGUGCCGCCGGAGCCGCCACUCUUUCUCUGACGUGGUACCUGGCGGGCGUUGGCAGCAACAACAAUACAAUUAUGGCCACCGCGGCAGGCUCUGCGAGCAAUGCUACUGUGGAAUUUGCCAGUGGGCCAACGCUGCUGCCUUGCUCGAGCCCGGUUGUCACCUCCUCAACGAUUGGGGCAUCAACUUACACGGAGUCCGUUUCCUGCACGUUGCCUGCAUACAUGCCGGCCUCCAAUUACACUCUGUGGCUCUGCAUCCAACCCUUUGGUUGCGGCUUUACGCCAGUGUACUCUGUACCCCUGACCGUCUCAUCUGCUGGACCCAGUGUUGGUAGCAGUGCUGGCGGUAUCCCCGUGACUAUCACUGGAAAGGGUUUCGAUACGAACGCCGCCCUCGUCUCCAUUCGCUUCGGCAACAGCACGUGCCGUGUUGUCAGCAGCUCCCCUACCUCCGUUACUUGUGUCACCGGCGCGCUGGUCAGCAAGCCAGUCAGCCCCAUCGUUGCGCCACUGUCCAUUACACCCACCAUUGGCGCCAGCGAGAUCACCUACCCCGGCUUGACCUUCACGUUUGAUCCUUCACUGGAGUCGACCCUGCUGUCCAUCACCCCUGCACGUGGCUCGACGGAGGGCGGGACACCAGUUACCCUUAAGGGCAGCAACUUCCUCACGGGUGUGGCUACAACCGUUACCGUUGGCGAGACGGCCUGCGGUUCAGUCGUAGUGGUCAAUGACACCACCAUACAGUGUACGACGGGCAAGCCGCCAUCCUCUGUCUUGCGUGUACCGCUACCAGUAACAGUGUACCAGGAGGGCCGGGGCAACGCACGCAGCUUGGCCUCCUACAAGUACAUCGACCUGUGGAGCCGCAACAGCACUUGGGGAGGUGGAGCACUGCCCGGGUACGGGGACUCCGUCAUGAUCCCAAGCGGUGUGACGGUGCUGCUCGACAUGAGCCCGCCCAAGCUCUAUAUGCUGGUGCUGGAGGGCAACCUGGAAUUUGACGAUACGCAGCCGUACAUUAACCUGCAAGCUCACUAUAUCCUGGUGAAGGGCGGCAACUUCACCAUUGGCUCCACGGACAAGCCGUACCCUGGUCGUGCUAACAUCACGAUGCAUGGCUUGCCUGAUAGCCUGGACCUGCCGAUGUACGGUGCGAAGUCCUUGGGUGUGCGCCAAGGUGUUGUGACCUUCUUCGGCCAGCCUAAAGUUCCCGUUUACACCGUCCUUAAUCGAACCGUGGACCCAGGCGCUACAUCCAUUACGGUCAACGGAAUGGUCAACUGGCAGAUUGGUGACAAGAUUGUUAUUGCCAGCAGCAGCUUUAUGCCUGACGAGGUUGACGAGGCGGCCAUCACUGGAUUAGACAAUGCUACCAUCCCUGGCUGCACCAUCAUUAGCCUUGAUACCCCGAUGCAGUACACCCACCUGGGUGAAGUUCACAAGCAGGCCGGCGCGCCCACUCCUCUUGACAUGCGCGCCGAAGUGGCAGUGCUGACACGUAAUAUCGUGCUGCAAGGAGAUUACGACAGCGCCAAGUACAUGUACGGCGUCCAAGUUAUGGUUAACAGCCCUUCAUACCUGCCACGGGCACUUGUUCGCUUCGACAAUGUUGAAAUCACGCAGUCGGGCCAGGCAUUCCGGCUUGGCCGCUACUCCAUGCAUUGGCACAUGCAUGGCGACGUGGCUUUCCAGUCUUGGGUCCGCGGAUGCUCCAUUCACCACACCUACAACCGGGCUAUCACCAUCCACGGCACUCACCAUGCGAUCAUCCAGAACACUGUGGCGUACAACACGAUGGGCCACACGUUCUUCCUUGAGGAUGGAAUCGAAUCGGGCAACUUGAUUGAGAACAACAUCGCCAUAUAUGGCAAGGCCUCAGAUGCGCUGCUCAUUUCGGACACCACUCCCGCCCAGUACUGGAUUACCAACCCUAACAACACUGUGCGCAACAAUGUGGCUACGGGUUCCGAGGCGUACGGCUACUGGUACCGCAUGCUGGAUAACCCUGACGGCCCAUCAACAACCACGACGGUCUGCCCGAAGUUCACCCCUCUCCUGGAAUUCACCAACAACACAGCUCACUCCAACCAGUUCUACGGUUUCCGUAUACAUCCCGAGUACUACCCAAGGAACGUUCCAUGCAACGCUUUUUCGUCGCCCUUUUCACAGCAGCCCGCUGUGUUCAGAGGCUUCAGGGCAUACAAGAACGGCGUCAAGGGUUUCAUUGGCACCCAGAUGGGGUUGGUUCAGCUCGUCGACGUGGUUAUGGGCGACAACGGUGGGGGCCCCAGGUCACAUAUUAUCAGCGGCAAGGACAACGGCGCCAACUGGGAGAUCUCCUGGGUCACUGACGACCGCGACCGUUAUGAUGUCGCACUAACCCAGAUGGCCGGCCUCUUCAACGCCACUCUAUACGCACGCACCACGACGGGCAUGCAUGGUACCGCUGGCCAGUGGCCCUCAGAUCGCCGCAUCACCGGCAUCAUCGCACAGAGUCCUGUCCUGGGCGACUCCAAGCACUCGGCGCUCAUGACCGUAGCCAACGUAACCUUUGUGGACUACACCCCCAGCACCGGUGCCAACAUUUACGCUCUGGAGCACUGCGGCAAGUGCAAGGCCUUCCAGGGCGGUGCCACUUGCUUCACGUCCAACCUGACGUUCGUCUCCGCGGAUGGCAGCCGGCCGGCCCUAUCCAACUGGACUUGGGGCCACCAAGGCAUCUUCCUGGACACGGAUGGCUCGCUCAUCAACAACUAUACGCUGCCUUUGGAGCUGCUGCCGGGCGCGGCCGCCAACUGGACGUACGGACCUGGGGCCACUUUGCAUUCAGCCGUGGACAACGAGCUGUUUGAUCCCUCGGAGUGUUUCUACAUGCCCAACACGAGUGCGAGCCCCAAUGGCGUUUACUGCAGCCCUGCCUUAACCUUCCGUCGUGUGAUGCUGAAUGAUCACCAGCCCGAGGUGCUUACGGCCAAGAAUCUUGUAGUGGUGUCACUGGCUACCAACCGCUCCUCAAGGGUUCACCAAACUCACUACAACGAGGAUGGCUACCAGUUUACGGUUGCAACCGGGCGGGACUACUGGUUGCAAUGGGACAUGCCGUACCGUCUCGAUCCAGUGAGCUACACGCUUCACAAAAUGGACUUGAUGGACGUCCCGCACUUCGUCCACCUGACCAACAAGAUUGUCCAGGUUGAGGACCACUUCACAGUUAACGGCCAGUACUCCAAUCUGACAAGCCUGCCUGCUCCUUUUCCCAACACGACCCAUGGGUCGUUCUACUACAACAAGUCCCUGGCCGUUAACAGUUGGUGGUGGGGCAACACCACGUACAACGACACCAAGUUUACGGUGUUCGUGGCCGGUCGCAGUGACAAGUCCCUGCAAAUCGCCUCCUUUGCUUGCCCGGACGGCGGUUGCUCGGAAGUUCCUGAUACAGUUGUGGACAUCCGCGCCGGCACCCUCCUUUGGUCUGAUGCGUCGACCUGGACCAGCCGUGGCAACAAGCCCAAGGAGGGUGAAAACGUUACCAUCCCCUACGGCUGGGACCUUAUCAUUGAUGAGUCCCCACCGCUGCUGCAGCUGUUGGUCAUCCAGGGCAGUGUGCGGUUCGAUCCAACGAAGAACAUCACGCUCACGGCGACCUACAUUGUGGUCAUGGGGCAGGGAUCACUUCGUGCAGGCAACGCCUCCACGCCCCACCCAACCGUGGCUACUAUCGUGCUCAACGGUACUCGCGACAACCCGGACCUCGCCAUCGAUAAGAACCUUAACUUGGGUUCCAAGGUGCUUGCGGCGAUUUCUGGUGGCACUAUCGAAUUGUUCGGUCGCCAGGUUCAGCAACGUUGGACUCGCCUCAAUACCCCCGCGGUACCCAACGACACCAGCAUCACCGUCUCCAACCCUAACCACGGCUGGCGUGUGGGCGACAAGGUCCUCAUUGCCUCCACCAGCUACAACGUAUGGCAGACCGAGAUCCGCAGCAUCACCGCCAUCCUAGGAAACGGCGCCACGCUUCAGUUGGACUCCCCGCUUCGCUAUCCGCACGGCGCGGUGCUGAAAGCCUAUCCCGGCGGCCCAACAGUGGACAUGCGUGCCGAGGUUGGCCUGUUAUCGUCAAACAUCUUGAUCACUGCCAUUGACGGGCCUUCAACACACGCCUUUGCUGGCGAGUACUUUGGCGCUCGCAUGGUGGUGUCUGGCAACUCGACAGGCCGCUUCAACAACAUCGCAAUGGAGUACUGCGGCCAAGCGGGCCUGACCGAUCGUGCAUGUGUCUUCUUCGACCGCCUUGCCAGUGUGCGUGUCAGCCAGGACAACAGCUCGGACUCUGGCGCCGGUAGCCUUGACGCGCUCGUGUCGAACCCCAGCUUCCUGCGCAGCAGUGCUCUGGUAUGGGGCCUAUACACCAACGUGCGUGUGGGUGGAGUCCCAAAGACCGCAGAUCCUGUCGAAGUCUCCGGCAACGUCAUGUUUGAGGCGUACGACAUGCAUAGCGUGGAUGUGGAUACGACCAACAACACGAUACGCGGCAACCUGGUUCUUGGGACCAUCAAGGAAAUGGGAGGGAAGAGCACUAGCGACACCUUCCAGGUGGCGACAUUCAACAUCCUCUCCCCCGCCAACUGGGUUGAGGACAACGUUGCUGGCGGCUCUGAGCGCUACGGCUAUACCUACUACGGCACUCCUUGCAGCGCGUCCUUCUUGGCAGGCUCCUUCCGCAACAACACGGCGCACUCGUCCUUGGCGGGCAUGUGGCUGCGCGCAAGCAACGAGUCACUGCUGGAUGGCUGUACGGCUGUACGGAACUUCACGACGUACAUGAACUGGGACUUCGGCAUUAUCUCCAUACGCGGCAUCGCCACGGACGUCUUGCUUGAGAACGUCAAUGUCUUGGACAACAAGCAUGCUGGAGUAACUAUCUUGCGCCUCGGCAAUGCGAUUACGGACGUCGCUAGCGCCCGGUGGCAAGGGGGCCUGCUAGCGGGGCAGUCGAGUCCCGACGUUUGCUCCGCCUGUGCUACCCUCUCCGAUGUUGGCUGCCACAAGAAGCUUUCUCUCAUGUCGUACAACCAGGAUACGCCUUUUACUCCGGCUGUGGGCCUACAGUCAGCUCAGUUCAACCUCUUCUUCGCCGAUGGCCCUGAGCGGAAGCCGUACGACAUGGCCAAGGGCUACCCCCUUGUCCACGGUAUGUUCAACGUCUCCGGCGUCACCCUGGCCGACUUUUACGGGAAGGAUGGUUGCGGCGGCUCAGCUGUAGGCACGUACGCCCUGAGCAACCACCAGCUCGGAUACGACGUCUUCUACCCUCACCUCUUUUCCAACAUGAACAUCGUCAAUGUGUCCACAGGGGCAUCGCAAGGCCUGGUGUUUCACAAUCCCGCUGAUCCCAACUGGCGCAACGAACGCGACUGUUACGACAUUGACUACACGCGCCCCGACGGCAGCGUCAUUCCCCUCAACUGCGCGGGCCCUAAGCACGUGUACUGGCGCGACCUUGACGGGUCGCUCUUUGGUAACCUUGCUGCAACUAGCACCAUUGCGGGCGCCUUCCAUAGUGGUCCCCGCACCUUCCCCAUGGACCAGGGCACCCCCGUGCUCCCCGGCCCGUGCACCUACUCGUCCGUCCUAAAGGCCUACAGCUGCAUAAAGGGUUCGACGAGCUUCUUGUUGGACGAGAGGCUUAAGCCCAACCCCAUUCCUGCAACUGGUAUCUUUGGCGACCCGCAGCAUUUUGUGCUGGAGAGCCGUGACAAGGACGCUGAGACUCGGAACUUCAGCCCAGUCUUCUUCAACGUGUCAGGCUCAAUCGACUUGGGUGUACCAACUAGGGACUACGGCUGCUGCUUUUCCUACGGUUGCCAGAAGCGGCUGUCGACGUUCUGGACGUAUCUCCCUAGCGGUCAGACGGUGUACAUCACCUUCCAGGGCACCCCGGCUCAGAACUUCCGGCUUUGGUUCCCAUACGCGGAUCCGGACAAGGAGAUUGUUGUCGUCAUCAACUAUGUACAUACGGUCAACCGCCGAUAUGUGUAUCUGGCCCCUGGGAGUGGCCCUUACUCUGGCCGGGUGGCGCCGCAGAACGAACCGGUCAGGAUUGGCGAUGGCUUGGGCCAUGGUGCCUAUUACUGGGACCAGAACAACACCCUGCUGUACGUCAAGCUGAUGGGCGGCAUGUCGCUGGAGAUCAGGACGGAGAGCGCUGUGCUGAUUUCCCAGUCGUUUGCGCUCACUGUCGACCAGUUCUACUCCACCGCGGCGUUGUUCCUAGCCAACCUCGCAAAUGUCAUGGGUGUCGACCUGAGCCGUCUCUACAUUGCCAAGAUUGUCCCGGGCUCCUCCAUGGUGACAACCGGCAUCACCCCGCCCACUACGUACACGGAGCCGCUGGCUGAGGCGAGCUUCUCACAGGGCACUGACCCUGGCGACCCGCUUCCGCCAUCCGAACCGGCCUCGUCCCCGCCUCCUCCAGCGUCCUACAGCAAUACGGUAUUGGCGGACCUGGUCAGCGCUGUGGUUGCCUACAACAGGGCAGUGUCGGACCCUGAUGCCGCUUCCACCCUGGGAGUCGCCCCGCUUGGGCCCCCAGUUACGGACGUCAGCGGCUUGUCUGGUGUAGACGCAACCCUGGCAGCAGCUGUUUCGCAGUCACUGGAAGUGGCAGGUAUCAAGGUUACGGACACGAGUACCACUACAGCAUCACCGCCGCCUUCGUCUCCACCACCACCACCAUCUCCUUCUGAAGUGCCGCUCCCUCCGUCGCCUGCCCCACCAAGCCCGAGCAUGACCCUCUAUUGGUCUGAUGUGCUCACCUGGACCACCUUGGGCGGCAAGCCUACUGAGGGUGAUAACGUCACUAUUCCCUACGGUUGGGACCUCGUCAUCGAUGAGUCUCCCCCGCCCCUCCAAGUGCUCACCAUCCUCGGCAACGUGCGCUUUGACCCCACCCAAGACAUCACGCUCAUUGCGACACACAUUCUUGUCAUGGGCAAGGGUGCGCUGCGUGCUGGCACCCCAUCAGCCCCGCACCCGUCAUUGGUCAACAUACAGCUCAACGGCUCCCGUGACAUCCCGGUAAUGACGAUUGAGGGCAGCUUGCUGGGCUCCAAGACGCUGGCUGCCAUCCUUGGUGGCACCAUUGACCUGCACGGACGCCAGGUUGGCCAGCGUUGGACCCGCCUCAACACCCCUGCUCUACCUGAUGACACCAGCAUCACCGUCUCCAACCCUAACCACGGCUGGCGUGUGGGCGACAAGGUCCUCAUUGCCUCCACCACCUACAACGUGUGGCAGACCGAGAUCCGCAGCAUCACAGCCAUCCUAGACGACGACGUAACGCUCCAGCUUGACUCUCCACUGCUGUACCCGCACGGCGCGGUGCUGAAGGCCUAUCCCGACGGCCCGACAGUGGACAUGCGUGCCGAGGUCGGCCUGCUGUCAUCCACGGUCACCAUCACAGGCCGCAAUGAUUCCAUGUCAGAAGCGUUCAGCAGCGACUUGUAUGGGGCGCGCGUGGUGGUGUCCGGCAACUCAGUCGCUCGCUUCAGCGGUGUCACCUUGGACUAUUGUGGUCAGGCGGGCGCAGCGGACCGCGCUUGCAUCCUGUUUGACCAGCUGGGCAACGUCCGUGCAGCGUCGAUCGAUAGCGCUGCGAAUGCGAACACGCUCAUCCGCAACCCUAGCAUACUCCGUAACUGCGCCCUGGUAUGGGGUGUGAACAGCAACGUGCGUGUUACUGGCGGCGCCAACUCGGAUUCCGUUGACAUCUCGGGCAACGUCCUCUUUGUAUCGUACGACAGCCACAGCGUGGACAUCGCUACAAGCAACAACACCGUCAAGGGCAACCUGGUCCUCGGAACCAUGAAGGAGAUGAGCGGCAACCACUCGGCUGAUGUGGCAAUGCCUUCAUCCUUCAACAUCCUCUCCCCCGCCAACUGGGUUGAGGACAACGUUGCUGGCGGCUCUGAGCGCUACGGCUAUACCUACUACGGCACUCCUUGCAGCGCGUCCUUCUUGGCAGGCUCCUUCCGCAACAACACGGCGCACUCGUGCUUGGCGGGCAUGUGGCUGCGCGCAAGCAACGAGUCACUGCUGGAUGGCUGUACGGCUGUACGGAACUUCACGACGUACAUGAACUGGGACUUCGGUUUGAUCUCCGCACGUGGAAUACCCACUCACGUCCUGUUCCAAGACGUCAAUGUGCUAGACGUGAAGCACUCGGGCGUCACAAUCCUGCGUUCGGGCAGCAUGUGGCAGCAGGCUAACGUGCGGUGGCACGGUGGCCUCUUGGCAGGCCAGUCCCACCCUGACGUGUGCUCCGCCUGCAGCAACCUGACGGAUAUGGGCUGCCACCCUAAGCCCUGCACCCAGUCCUUCAAUAUUAAGUCACCCUUCACGCCGGCUGUGGGCUUGCAGUCUGCCCAGUUCGCUCUGGGCUUCACGGUCGGCCCCGAGGCGCAGCCAUGGGACGAGCCCACCGGUUAUGCACUUGUCCACGGGAACUUCAACAUCACCGGUGUGACACUGGCGGACUUCCCGGGACCCAACGGUUGUGGUGGCACCACUGCGGGAGCAUAUGCGCUGGCGAACCAUCCGGCGGCCCCUGACGCCUUCCACCCGCACUUCUUCUCUGGCAUGAACGUCGUGAACGUCGGCUCAGGUUCAUCGCAAGGCCUGUUCUUGCACACCCCGCCCAACCCCACCUGGCGGACCGAGGCCAGAUGCGGUGUUGCCAACUACACGCGCCCCGACGGCAGCAGCAUACCUCUCAACUGUGCGGGUCCAGCACAUGUGUACUGGCGCGACCUGGACGGAUCGCUGCUCUCGGAUGUGGGCGCCAUUGCCGGCAUCUUCGCAGCAGGGCCCCGCACCUUCCCCAUGGAUCAGGGCACUCCCGUGCUCCCCGGCCCGUGCAGCUACUCAGCUGAGUACAUGUCGUACAACUGUACGGUUGGUUCGUCUGCAUUCCUGCUGGACGAACAGCUGAAGCCCAGCCCUAUACCUACGAGUGGCAUCUUUGGCGACCCGCAGCAUUUCGUGCUGGAGAGCCGUGACAAUGAUACCGAGUCGAGGAACUGCGGUCCAGUUCUCUUCAAUGUAUCCGGCUCAAUCGAUCUGGUAACAUCAUCAAUGAACCGCGGGUCAUGCGUUGCCAACAGCACCUGUGUGAAGCGGCUGUCAACAUUCUGGACGUACCUUCCUAGCGGUCAGACCGUCUAUGUCAACUUCACAGGCACUCCGCCGCGCAGCCUCCGGAUGUGGUAUCCGUAUGCUGAUCCAGGCACGGAGCUGGUGGUUGUACUAAACUAUCCUACCGCAAGGAACCGGAAGUACGUCUAUGUGCCUUCUGGCAACGGCAACGCCACUGGCGGCAUGACAGGGGAGGCGCAGCCGGUCAGCAUUGGUGAUGGUACUGGCCAUGGCGCCAACUACUGGGAUGGGGACAGCGCGCAGCUGUACGUCAAGGUCACGGGCGGCAAGUCGCUCGAGGUUCGGACAGAGAGCGCUUUACUGGUUUCCCAAGCUUUCACGCUCACAGUGGACCAGUUCUAUGCAACGUCGGCGUCAUUCCUCACCAACCUCGCCGCCGCUAUGGGCAUAGACGCUAGGCGCAUGUACAUAACCAAGGUCGUGCCGGGAUCGACGGUGGUUACCACCAGCAUUGGUGCCGCCCCGUCCAGCGCGGGAGAUCUGCCCGAGCCCGCCUUCUCGGCCGCUGUGUCGCCCUCGCCUUCUCGCCGUCUCGCAGCGUCCACAAGCAAUGAGGCUACCGACCUCUAUAACGCGGUUCUUGCGUUCCAGGUGGCGAUGUCUAACUCGGCAGCCGCGUCCACGCUUGGCGUCACUCCGCUGGGUUCAUUCUCUGUGGAUAUUGGCCUGCUCAGCAGUACAGACACCACUCUGGCCCAGGCGGUCUCUCAGUACCUGUCCAGUGCCGGAAUAACCGUCGUGGAUUCCAGCCAGCCAUCUUCCGAGGCCAAGUCAACUGACUCAACCCCGCCGCCUCCGUCGCCUACCGUAUCGCCAUCUCUGCCCACCGAUGCUCUACCGAACAUCGCCCCUGCUGCAUCUCCUGGCACUGCUGAUGGUUCCACCCCUACCAACACUGACGGCAGCGGUGGCUCCCCACCCUCGACAACAACCUCGCCGUCCCCGUCGCCAUCAGGUGGCUCCUCCAGUACGAACUAUACCCCCAUCAUUGCUGGCGUUGUCAUUGCUUGUGCUGUUGUUGGCAUGAUGAUUGCAGCUGCCGUCAUCGUCGUCAAGCGCCGCAGUACCAAGCGCACGCACCCGGAGCCGCCGAGCGAGGUCCAACCACCGCCUGGCACUGAGAUCGCGACAUCCCCACGUGGCAGUGGCGGCAGCGCCAGCAGCAACGUGCGCGAGGCUUUCAUGACAACCAGCCCUGCCAAACAGCAACCCACUGAGCACGCGCAACUGCCAAGCACUGCACCAACGUCAGACCCACCGCCAGCCCCUGCGCCACUGCAGCAGCCGGUCGAUGUGGUUGUCAGCCCUGGUGCUGCUCCUGAAAUGCCGCGCUCCCCCUCCCUUGCUGCUGGUGUACUCGCGCCAAGUCGCCCGGUGGAGUUGAUUCGUCCGCUCGUGUCAACCCACAAGCAGCCGCACAGCGCCCCGCUUGUGCCGGCAGUGCCACUGGGUCCGCCGGUGAGCAGCAGCCGGACGGCACUCCCCGACAUGCCGACCAAAGCACCAGCUGAACUGAAGCCGAGCAGCAGCUCGUCACGAAGCUCAGGGCCCAGCAUAUCAUCCCAGGGCCAGCCCGUGCGCCGUACGGACUCCACGCCUGAGUCAGCCUUCGCAUCCGCUCCUGCCGCCGCCCUGGCUGCUCAAGCGGGCGAGCGCUCUGCUGAGAGGGCAAGUAGCGGCAAUGGAGGCCACUCUGGCAGUGCGCCCCAAGCCCCGCGUGAGCCAGCUGGCCUCAGCGCCCUGGAGCCAGAGUGCCCAGCUGAGGAGAAGGCCGAUGAUGCAGUUCAGCGGGAGACCCCAGGCGGAGAGACGCAGGUGGUGCCUGUACAACACACCCUGACGACGCAGGAUUCAAUCAUCUCUCACCCCAAGCAGCGCCCUGGUAGCAAAGGCAAUGACACGGCCUCGUCUGGCAGCCACGAGCUCCGUUCCCCUGGACCAGACAUCGCCCAGGCCGGGCAAGGUGCCCACCCGGACUCACGCCGGCCGACCAUGCUACUGCCCGGCGGCAUGGUGGAGUUCGAAGCGUCGCCCUCACUCCUGCGCAGCGAGGUUGCGGCCCUGAUGCUGGCGGCUGGCGGGGCCACGGAUGGGCUCAUGCGCUCACCACAUGCAGCGGAGGGAGAGGCGGUGCAGGCGAGUGGGGCAUCGAUGCAUGCGCGCUCCCCGGCCGGCCUGCACAGCGACAGCAUGCGCAAGCUUGAGCGUAUGACGGCAGAUUAGUAAGUGUUGGAGAGCAGCCGCUAUGGGGUUGUGAUAGAGUAUUAGGGUUUAACAUGUUCUUGCUCGUCGCCAGCGGUCGCAGGAGUAACAGUGUGCGGGUAUGUCUAUUUUGCUUUAGAACACGUGUGCUUGCGUUCUGCGUAGCUCUUUCUUUUCUGCUUGCGAGGUGUUUAGGUCCUUGAGAGCUGUCUCUGUCAUUCUUUUCCUUAAUAAGCUUGUACGGCAACAUUGUACUGCAUGCACCUAGUGCGAUUUUGCUUUUCACGGCAUGUGUUACCCCCGUAAGUGUUCCACACACUGAACUUAAUAAGGGUAGAUGUCGGACAUACAUGCAUUGCCUGUUCUCCACGCUUUGCCAUGCGGCACCACCCUAGCCUGCCCAAAUACGCAGUGAGCUGUUAUGCAUCCACGCCGGUUAUAUACCUGGCUUUACCGGUAGCGAUGGACGAGGUGAGGGGACGAUUCACACCCCUGUGUAUAGAGGGCGUUGAAGUUAAUGACGGAGUGUUGACGACGUUCCAGACGAUGCUUCGUGAAAGCAGUAAGCAAGUGCUCUUUUCAUUUGCCGUUUAUGUAGUUCGUCUUCCGAUGCUGUUAGUAUGGUUGUGUACAGCGAGGUUGUACAGGCGACAAGGCCUCAUGAGCUGGGAUGGGACCGUAGAACUAAGAUGUUGCGACCUGUCAUCACGGCACGUCGCUAUUAGGCAUGAUGAUGCCAUUUCACCUUUAGGCAACCUCUGGAACGUCUGGGAAGCGUUCUAUAAGACAUGGCCGGGAUUGUGGGGCAUGGUUAGUGUGACGUUAUGCCCAUGAUGCCAAGUAGUUCCUGCGAAAAGGGACGCUUUGUAAAUGGGCCAUGUAUAAGCGGCCCGGGAACCUAGGUACGAGUGGAGGUGUCAGGCUGGCACGUGAGGUUAUGGUUGAAGUGCCGAAGCUGUCUGCGGCGUCGGAGGGAGCUGAACCAAGCCCCCCCGUCUGGGCUAAUAAGGUGGCCCUUUUCUAUAGGGCAUGUUAUACUGUAGACCCC